GGUGAGCGACGACGGCACCGACGGAGCGUCGCUUGAUCGCUGCCAGUAGUAUCAGAGGGGAGCUGCAGAGCAGGACGGCGAGCUCUGCGCGGGCUUUUGACUGCGAAGCUCCCCUUUACUCGGAGACACCCCCUCCCACGGCGCUCUUCCAGCUGCGAGGGGGCGGCUGAUCCUUGCGCACCCCGGCUCCAUGGCUGCCGCCGCCGCUGCUCCAGUUCCGCGGAUCCUCCUGCUGUGCUCUUGGGCGCUCUUUUUGUUCCUGGCUGCUUUUCUCCACUCUGCCUCCCCGGCGGCACCAGAGAAGGAAGUGCCAAGCAGACCUUUAAGAGGGCGCACCCGAUCAUCAACAGCUGACAGGUCAUUUUUUCGGUGGAGGCCACCCCAUUCAUCCGGUUCAAGGAGCCUACGUAGAUAUCCAGGUUACCUCUUGCGGUAUGGUGAGAGCAGCAGAAAGAUGAGUUAUAAACCAUUGCCAAAAGAAGAAAGAAGCCAUGAGAUUAAAAGAUUAGAGGAGGAUGAGCUGGAGGAGACAAAAGACAUCACUGUUCGCGUUAUGUCUUCUCAGUCAGUGCUUGUUACCUGGACAGAUCCCAUCUAUGAGAAACAGAAGAAGGCUGUCCCCUCUAGGCAGUAUGCUGUCCGUUAUCGAGAGAAAGGGGAAUCAGCGAGGUGGGAUUACAAACAAGUACACAACAGGCGGGUGUUGGUAGAUAAACUGAUUCCAGACACUGUGUAUGAAUUUGGCGUUCGAAUCUCACAGGGAGAAAGGGAAGGCAAGUGGAGUGUCUCAGUUUAUCAAAGAACUCCAGAAGCUGCUCCCACGGGUGCUCCAGAAAACCUGAAUGUUUGGUCAAUAAAAGGCAAAACAGCAACUGUUGCUGCUACCUGGGACGCUCUUCCAGAGAGUGAAGGAAGAGUAAAAGAAUACAUUCUCUCAUACGCCCCCGCUCUCAAGCCCUUUGGAGCAAAGUCCAUUUCCUACCCGGGAGACACUACCUCCGCCCUAGUGGAUGAUCUGCAGCCUGGGGAGCGCUAUAUUUUCAAAAUUCGUGCAGCAAACAGGAGGGGCCAAGGGCCUCAGUCUAAAGCCUUCAGUGUUGCAAUGCCAGCAACCAAUAUAGGUGAAUCAAAGGUUGAUCAACAAACAAAUAGUGAAGAGGAUUUGGAACCCAAAACAUAUGGGAAUACUGUGUCUUCUUCCUCUUUCCACAUUCCUUCUGCCUUGUCGCCAUCCUCUUCCUCUAAACAAACUUUGGGUCAUUCAUCCAGUGUUCCAGGAGGCAGAGAUUCAAACAGUCCUGUUUCUGACCUCAAGAAUCAACUCGUAGCUGGGAGUAGAGUUCCCACCAAACCCCAGCUAUCUUCUAGAAAGGAGGCAGAGCGAAAAACCAAUUCUCGUUCCAGAGGAGAUACUGCUGACCACAGUCCCUCUAAAGAAGCACCAACUGUGCAGCCCAAACCUCAGGAUGUUGAUAAUGAAAGUAAUGAUCAAAUUGACAGCAUGGAGGAAAAGCCAAUAGUGUUUCCAAAACCUCCAAAAGUUAAGCAUUCGAUUUUACAUUCAAAUCAGCAACCUCCUGCGUCUCAGAAGGAAGUUCGAAGUCAUCCUACAAAAUUGGUCACUCCUUCUGUAUCAGCUGAGUCUCCUGCAUCAUCUGCAGUCACAAAUUCUCAAAGUCAUUCACGCCAUCCCACUUAUAAGCUAGUUCCCAGUGAUGCUCUUGACACUUAUAAAAGCAGAGAAACAGAAAAAAGAGAGCAAAACCCAGCUCCCAGACCUUCUUCUCCUCAGGGUAGUUCAUCUCCGUCUGUGCAAGUGAGACCUCUCUUGCCCUCCAACCGCCAUGCGCCAAGAGAUCCUAGAGUAGCCACCUCUGCAGUUUCUGCUGCUGCUACUCAUACUUUACCUCACUCGCAAGGCUCAUCCUCUGCUAAACAUAAACCUGAGGGAAAAGAUGGUUCUGAUAAUAAUGAUAAAGGAGAAGAUGAAGAGAAAAGACGAGGGUUGUUGCCUUCUAGAUUCAGUUCUAGGACCUCUUUGGGCCUGCCUGCAUCUGAACGCUUUAAUUUGUUCAAAUAUAGAUCAGCUCUUACUGCCAACAGAUUUGCAAACAAAGGCAGUAAUAUUCAUGACACCAGGAUACAACCCUCUAAAGGCCCUUCUACUACACAGUCCUCAAAGAUUAAUCCUCAGCCCAGUUCACGUUUGACAUCAGGCAGUAGUCAUAGGUCAAAUUCUAAUAUUGAUAAAGACAGAGAACUGGAGAAUGAAGAUGAAAGUCCUCUCCCACCAACUCUUCCCAAUGGUUAUUCACCAUCCUUUUCUAAACAAUCUUCUUCAGUGGACUAUACCAAAAGGAGAAGUGCUCUGGCUGAACCUAAGAAUAAUCAUAGGGUUGUACCAAAUGAAAAAUCUAAUCCCACAAACACAAAACAAGAAAACUAUAGCAAAGAACGGGGAGCUUUAGAUUCCUCACUCAAAGUUCAACACUCUGAUGCAGGGUCUUCAGUAUCUGGUCAAUCUCCCUCGUUAAGCAGAGCAAAUCAUCGUUCUAGUGCUUCCUCUCAGUUAACAAAUGGCCAGACUUCAAGGUCCAGAGGGUCAUCCCCAUCUUCUGAGUCUUUAUUAAGGACAUCUAUGGAAAAGUCAUCUCAUAUACAGCCUCCUGCUUCCAGAUAUCAAUCUGAGGAUAUUAAGAGCAAAGAUACAUCUCCUAAGUCAAAGCAAACAUCAUCUUUGUCUAAAAAAACAUUAAUGGGAAGUUCUCAAGCUUUAUCCCGUAAAACUGUCCAUCCAGAAACCAGUCAUUCCUCAAGAGUAGCAACUGAUCAGUCACAAAAUCAGCCUUCCUUAAAUUCAAGAAGCCACCUCACACUGACAUCCCUCCAGAGUAAUGAAAAACUAGAGGAUAAAGAUGAUGAUAAUUUGGAAGAAAACUUUUACAAAGAAGCACAUGAUAAAGAGAAACAGAGGGGUUCUCAUUCAGUACCUGCCAAAGCAGCCACUACAUCUAGGAGAAUAUCUCAGGGAAGGGCCAGCUCUCUUUCAAAGCAUUCUGAUUCUCAGACUAGUACAUCUGAUCAAAGAUCUCCAACUCAGAGUGAGUCUUUAAUCUCCUCCAAAGGGUUGAGUCUGUCACCAGGAAAAGAUAGGGGGUCAAAGAUUAUUGCAUCUAGUGAAGACACAUCUGAUACAUACAAAUUGCCUACAUCUUCCCAUCAAUCCAAACACAUUCAGCCAACAUCUACAUCUUCCAAAGACCUAGUCAAAGACCAUCAGUACAAUAGAAAAACGUCUUUAUUUUCAAAACCCUCAACUUCUCUGAGACAAACUCAUCCUUCAGUGUCCCGUUAUCCAUUUGGCUCCAGAGUCCCUACAAGGACAGCAUCCCAAACUGACAAAAAAUAUGGACUCUUCCAGCCAACCCCAACAAAAGCUGAACGUUCUCCCAAACUGUCUUCCUCUAAAACACAUCAAUCACUAAGCAUUGAUGAUGAUUAUAAUCAGUCAGAAACAGAGGAAAAUCCCACAUCUCCAGCAGCAAGGUGGCCAUCUUCCUCAGUUUAUAGGGAUAGUAAAAGCCUAAAUAACAAUGUUGCUAGUGAAAAAAAUAAAUUCCCAAGCUCUGCUUUGCCCCCAAAAGCAGGAUUUGCUGAUGAGGAAGAAUACAAGCAAGAGGAAGAGGAGGAACACCUCACUUCCAAGGUAUCAAACACUGCACCAUUGGGUAGAUCUACUGCUUCAACUUCUAGGUCAUCCCAAUCAUCUAACAAACUGAAUAAAGUAAACUUGGCAUUGCCACGCUACUCUGGAUCUACUUCCUUACCUUCUCAGCUUCACCCCACACACUCUACCUCUCCUACACAUUCUUCAUCUUCUUCCUCAGUGUCCCGCAAUCAACAAACACAAAACUCAAGAUUAUCAAACCCUUCUCAACGACAACAGCUUAGGCUUCCUCAUAGGCAAGGUAAUGGUGGCAGACCCAAUCUAACAACAAAACCAGAUCUAAAUAAUAAAAUAGCCCCUGGUAAUAAUGGAAAACGAAAUGGACAGAAAAUAAUAAAUGGUCCACAAGGAAUAAAGUGGAUUGUAGAUCUUGACCGAGGGCUGGUGCUGAAUGCUGAAGGAAGGUACCUGCAAGAUUCACAAGGAAAACCUCUCAGAGUAAAAUUAGGAGGAGAUGGUCAGACUAUUGUUGAUUCCAAAGGAGCUCCUGUAGUAAGUCCGGAUGGGUUGCCUUUGUUCGGGCAUGGGAGGUUUAGCAAACCUGUAGCAAAUGCACAAGAUAAACCAAUCAUCAGUCUUGGAGGGAAGCCCCUGAUAGGCCUUGAAAUGGUUAAGAAGACAACCACUCCUUCCACAACGACAACGAUAGCUACAACUACAACUACGACAACUACCACCACCACUACUGCUACUACCACUCCUGAACCAACAACAACUGAGCCACCCACAGAGAAACCAAUGCCUACUUGCCCCCCUGGCACUUAUGCAGAAUAUGAUGAAGAAGGGAAUCUUGUAUUAGGCCUCGAUGGUUUGCCUGAAUGCAAUUCUGAAGAUACAUUCUCAGGGCUCGAUGCAGAUGUGACAGGAACUACAGAGUCAUAUGUGAUAUAUGAUGGAGAUUAUGAGUUUUUUGAAACCACUUUGGCUCCCACGACCACCACAACCACCACCACAGUGACCGCCACCACAGAAGCACUGCCUGAAAUCACCUUUCCAGAGUUCAGUGUUGUGGGCUCAGAUUCUCUGUCAGAAUAUGAUGCUACAGGAAAGAAAAGGUUUACUGCUCCUUAUGUGACUUAUCUAAACAAAGAUCCGGCAGCUCCUUGCUCUUUGACAGAGGCACUAGAACACUUCCAAGUGGAAAGCCUGGAUGAAAUAAUACCCAGUGACCUAAAAGACACAGGGAUGCGUCCUCAGAAGACCCCUCACAAUAUCACCAUAGUAGCUGUGGAAGGCUGCCAUUCCUUUGUGAUCGUAGACUGGGCUAAGCCUACACAUGGGGAUAUGGUUACAGGAUAUUUAGUUUACAGUGCAUCUUAUGAUGACUUCAUCAGGAACAAAUGGUCAACUAAGACUGCAGGGAGCACUAAUUUGCCUAUUGAGAACCUGAAACCAAAUACAAGGUAUUACUUUAGAGUCCAAGCAAAGAAUCCCUACGGUUAUGGACCUAUAAGCUCAUCAAUCUCCUAUGUCACAGAAUCAGAUAAUCCUCUCCUGAUUGUCAGACCACCAGGUGGCGAACCAAUCUGGAUCCCAUUUACUUUUAAAUAUGAUCCCACAUACUCUGAAUGCAGUGGCAAACAGUAUGUGAAACGGACAUGGUACAGGAAAUUUGUAGGUGUUGUUCUUUGUAAUUCACUGAGAUACAAGAUUUACCUCAGUGACGACCUUAGAGAUACAUUUUAUAGCAUUGGAGAUAGCUGGGGAAGAGGUGAAGAUCAUUGCCAGUUUGUGGAUUCGCACUUAGAUGGUAGAACAGGACCACAGUCAUAUGUAGAAGCUCUGCCUACGAUUCAAGGUUAUUAUCGCCAGUAUCGACAAGAGCCUGUAUCGUUCGGACGCAUUGGAUAUAUGACGCCUUAUUACUACGUGGGCUGGUAUGAGUGUGGUGUGCCCAUUCCGGGGAAAUGGUAACUGUGCAGUUCCUGUAGUUUUUAAGCACAGCGCACCCAGCAGUGCCUUUUGGAUGACUAUUUUUGGAGGACUCUGAGCAGUUAGUUCGGUAAAGAAAGGAAAAAAAGAAAACACAGAAAGGAUGGAACUAGCGAAGAGUCAACAAUAGACGUUGAUGAAACUCAGUACUGUACCGGCUUUUGUCAACCGAAAUCUAUGGUGCUGCAUGAUUACUCUGCUUCAGAGCAUAGACAGGAUUCAGUUUUGGAGUCCUGCCUUACUUCUCUUUGCCUUUAAAAGGCAUGGAGAUGUAGCUUCAGUGGGUGCUAUCUUUGCUCAGUGAAACAUAAUAUAUUUGGCUAGCCAUGAAAAAUUGGAAUUGUGAUGUAUCUUGCAAGGAACGACUUAAGCAUGCUGUGCUUGCAUUAGGGAAUGCUAACCACUUUCCACUGUUAUUAAUGGAAUUCUCUGUUGCCUUCCACUGGCAGUCUUGUGCUUCAGGAUGUUGCUAUGCAGUCAUGCCGUGUUAUUAAACACCCAUGAAAAUUAAUCAUUGUUACGCAAGACUUCUCCUGUGGGUUUGCACAUUGCUGGACAGUAUACCAGGUCACUAUAUACAUUCAGUUUUUUAAAAAGCAACCAACAACAACCAGUACUGUAUGCUUGCAAAAGUAUUUCUUAGAACUGAUGUUUUCUUGUUGAUUUAGAUGAAAAUUUGUAUGGGAUGAUGUUUUAUGUAAAAGGUGCUAUUAAUUAACAAGUCUUAAAAAAAUUAAUCUGUGAAAAAUAUACUAUGCACAGUACAUUAACCAUGUAAAGAAUCAGGCUUCUCUUCUUGUGAGCAUUGUUGAACUGUAAUGAAGUUGAUGUUUGUAUAAAAUAGAAGAAUUCAGCAUCAGGCUCCUAGCAAUUGAUGUUUCAAUGAGACUGAAUUAUUUGGGG
Messenger RNA from Rhineura floridana, 6562 nucleotides. It is a transcript of the gene FNDC1, whose product is annotated as fibronectin type III domain containing 1. The transcript has 19 exons. Gene Ontology annotation, molecular function: protein binding. Lineage: Eukaryota; Metazoa; Chordata; Lepidosauria; Squamata; Rhineuridae. The coding region runs from base 191 to 5641 and encodes 1816 amino acids. The record is from RefSeq and is a predicted model, not a curated record.